Morone saxatilis (striped sea-bass) is the source of this 2847-nucleotide messenger RNA. RefSeq names its product pH-response regulator protein palI/RIM9-like. Gene Ontology annotation, cellular component: membrane. Gene Ontology annotation, biological process: protein homooligomerization. The record is from RefSeq and is a predicted model, not a curated record. NCBI's taxonomy places the organism in Eukaryota, Metazoa, Chordata, Actinopteri, Moronidae.
AGGCUGAAGAUGAAGCUGGAUUUGUUUGUGCUGUGUCUGUCACUUUUAGCGUUUUAUACCCAUUUUUCACUGGCCAAGAGAUCAGGAGGAGGCGGCUUUGGGAAAAGCUUUGGCUCAAAGAAGACCUCCACAUCCAACCGAGGCAGCACUAACACAGGCCACAAAAAUAAUCAGGGCUCCAGCUCUCAGGGUGGAUACCCCAAACAGCCUGUACACCCCAACCAGGGAGGCCACCCUCCGCAAUCAGGCAGACCUGGGUAUCCGGGUAGUUACCCCCAGCAGCCGGGUAGAGGAGUUUACCAUAACCAGUAUCCAGCACAGGGCUCCCCAUAUGGAGGAUAUGGAGGUCAGGGAGGUUAUGGAGGAUAUGGUGGUCAGGGCAGUUAUGGUGGUGGAUACAUCAAUAAAAACCCAAAUAACAACAUCCUGAGCCCUCGCUAUGGCGGCAGCUUUGGAUAUGGGGGUCAUGGUGUCGGGGGCGGCUCUCCCUUUUCCCGCUCGGUUCAGGCGAAUGGCAUGUAUCCGUCUGAUAAAUCCAGAGGGUUUGGGCGCAGUGCGGUAAUGGCAGCAGCUGGAGGAGCUAUGGCAGGAAUGGCCCUGGGCUACGGGUUAGGAAGGUUCCCGCGUCCUCACUUCAACUUCCACAGUCCUCAGGAGGAGUACUACUACAACAACUACAUGUACAGGAAAUAUGGUGUCAAGUCUACUGAUACCAAUGACUACAGCAGAGACUACACGUACAGCCCACCUCCGGCAACCUACGAUAGCUACAUGGACUCUUGCAUGAAGAGAACAGACCUUCUGCCUGCGGAGAAUCGACAGCCAAACAACAAACCAGCUGCCACCACCACAACUCUGCACCUUCAACUCCCCGCCCUGUAAAUGAGUCCAAGGCCAAUCCUGGGCCUCCAGCUUCACAGGUGCUCAGAGAAACGGCUACAGAUGACGACGAUGAUACAGUCAGCAUUGUGGAGAUCGGCUACCCGGCACUGAUCGAUCAGCUGAAGGUCAGGAGAUGCUUGGAGUUGUACAUGGUUUACUCUGAAAAGUACUUAAAGAAAAAGAAAGAACCCAAACCUAGCAAUGGGGCACAGGGACUGCAGAUGGGCCCACAGGGGCUUUUAGCUGUGGUCACCAGUACUAUAGUGAUGCUACUGAAUAGCAACAUGCUAAUGCUGCUGCACUGAGGCCUUCAUUAGCAACUCAAUUCAUGGUCCCCAGAGGAUGAAUCCUAAUGACAUAUGGUUGACAUUUUCAGGAAAAGAGUGAGUAUUAUAUUGAAUAAUAUAGACUUUAGACAGAGGUUUUACAUCUUACAUCAUCUUACAUCAACAUUCCUUAUAGUACCUACAUUUGUAAUGGAUUAUAAUUUCAUUAAAUUUAAUGUAAUUAUCAGUUCAUAUAUUUCAUUAAAUUGAAGGCUGAAGUAUGCAUGUUAUUGUCCUAAUAAUCCAUAAAUUACUUAUUUUGAAUAAAUUAAUGUACUUGAGUAUUUAAUUUUAAGCUACAUUAUAUAUCUACUCCACUAAAUUUCACAGGGAAAUAUUUUAUUGCACUACAUUUAUUUGACACUUAUAGUUACAUUUUGCAUAAAAAAGAUAUAUGAUACAAUGUAUUACUGUGCUGCUUGUCUACCCAAGAGUAUGAAGAGUAUCUAAAAUCGGCUCCACUUUGAUGAACAACAAACCGUUGAUGAUGACAGUAAAAUGUUUUUUAUAUAUUUUUAAUAUUUGCUGUUUUUCCUCUGGGGUUUCUUAAAGAGAAAGAUUAUCAUAUGAGUCUGUGGUUGUUGAGAUUGGAUUAAGAUUUGUUUGUGGAUUUUAAGAUUUUUCAAAACAAGUGUAAAGUGCACUGUGGACAGACUGUCUACAUCCUACCUUUUUUGCCCGAAUACAUUUUGUUUAUUGAGUAUCAGCGGAUUUUAGGAGCUCCAUGCUGCGGUGUUGCUCACUGUCCCAAUCUAUUACUACCUACCGAUGUCAGAUGUUUUGGUAGAUCUGUGCCUAGGUUAGAGUUCUGCAGGUUGGUUUCUUUCAGUUAGAAAGUUGUUCUGCUGUCCAGUUAAUUAUUUUCUGCAUUAUAUUUUUAAUGAAACACUUAACCUUGGAAAAUUAGUGUUUCAAAGGUGAUACAAAACUAGAAUUAACAUGAAAUGUAAAUGAACUAUAAAAUGAAAGUGAAAUCCAAUUAGGUUAGUUGUAUUUUUCUGUGAAAAUAUCACUAUUGUGUUGUGUUGGUAGUAAAACAAUAUAUUUGUAUGAAAAUGUAACAUUAUUACUAUAAGGAAGUCACUAUAGCCACAGUAUAUAGCUCAUUAAUUAGUGGCGUCUUUGGUUUAACUCAAUUAGGUUUGUUACUCUAUGAUGACUUUAUUUUAAAAGAGAUUGGUGGUUAUAGGUUAAAAAAAAUUUAUUAAUCACAGAAGAUUUUUAGACUUUCAAUGUCCAGCAGGUGGCGUCAUCAGUGUUCAAGAAUGUAUCAAUGCACUGAUCUUUCUGUUCAGGUUCUUAAAAGCACCCUCAAUAUCCUGCUUAUUUCUUCUGCCAGAGCUCAGCUGACCCUAUUAAAACUCUAAGCACUCUUACCUUACCACUAAAACACAAUGCUGCCAACGAUCAACUGAGAGAGCUUUUGAAUUUAACUGCAAGUGGCUAAGAGGUAUCCCUUUGUCUCCAUCAUAUCACCUUUUACAAUCAACAUUAAAAAUGAAUGAAUCUGGCAUUUUGUGUAAUUAGACAGUUGUAAGUUAUGCUGAAAUGUAAUAUUGAUGAUUCUCUUUGCUGUGGAUCACUGCUUCUAUAAAACAACAAUCUGCUAUUUAAGUUUAUUUAAAAUUUAUAUAUCCAA